This is a messenger RNA of Trichoderma harzianum CBS 226.95, 1488 nucleotides long. RefSeq lists its product as hypothetical. The record is from RefSeq and is a predicted model, not a curated record. NCBI's taxonomy places the organism in Eukaryota, Fungi, Ascomycota, Sordariomycetes, Hypocreales, Hypocreaceae. The transcript has a single exon. The coding region runs from base 1 to 1488 and encodes 495 amino acids. Gene Ontology annotation, molecular function: protein binding.
AUGCAAUUAAAGCCAGCUGUUGAAGCAGUCUGGGAUGCCUGUCUACAGACCCUUGAGGAUCAUAGCAACUCGGUUCAGUCAAUUAUCUUCUCACCUGAUGGCCAACGGCUUGCUUCAGGUUCAUCCGAUGGGACAAUUAAAAUUUGGGAUGUAAACUCAGGUUCUUGUCAGACCCUUGAGUGCUAUAACUCAGUAUUAUCAAUUGUCUUCUCGCCUGAUGGCCAGCAACUUGCCUCAGGUUUAUCAGAUGGUGUUAUUAAAGUCUGGGAUGUAAAGGAAAGCUCUUUUUAUUUACAGACCUCUAAAAGCUUUGAUUACGAGGUAUAUUCAGUCAUUUUCUCAAUGAAUGGUCAACGACUUGCUUUUGGUUUAUUCGAUGGUAUAGUCAAAGUUUGGGAUAUGAAGUCUACCUAUCUGCAGACUUUUCAAGGCCAUACGAAACCAGUAUUAUCAGUUGUCUUCUCACCUAAUAACCAACUGCUUGCUUCAGGCUCAUCUGAUGAAACAAUCAAGAUCUGGGAUAUAAAUUCAGGCGCCUGUCUGCAUACUCUUGAGGGCCAUGAUAACUCAAUCAAUUCAGUUAUCUUCUACCCUAAUGGCCAUCGACUUAUCUCAGGUUCAUCUGACAGUACAAUUAGGGUCUGGGAUAUAGAUUCAGGUGUCUGUUUGCAGACCAUUGAAGAUUAUGAAAACCCGGUAAACUCAGUUGUCUUUUUACCUGAUGGUCAAGUCGCCUCCGGCUCAGAUGAUGGUAUAGUCAGAGUCUGGGAUAUAGCGUCAAGCCACUGUCUGCGGAAAUUUAAGGGCCAUAAUCUCUCGAUAAACUCAGUUGUUUUCUCACUUAAUGGCCAGCAGCUCGCCUCAGGUUCAGACGAUAAUACAGUCAGAAUUUGGGAUGUAAAGUCAGAGGACCAUCUGCAAACUCAAGAAGGCCAUGAGGAUGACGUAUCUUCAAUUAUCUUCUCGCCUAAUGGCCAGCUGCUUGCCUCAGACUCAUCUGAUGAUACAGUUAGGGUUUGGGAUACAAAGUCAGGUGCCUGUCUGCGGAUCCUUGAGAUCUAUAGUCGUUUACAGGAGGGCUUAACUGUCUUCUCACCCAGUAGUCAGCUGCUUGCCACAGUUUCAUCCGAUGGAACAAUUGAAAUCUGGGAUGUAAGCUCAGGUAUUUGUCUUCAGACUUUUCAUGAUACUUGGUCUCGUGGAGCCAUAGCGUUCGACGCAACAGAUGACUCGCAUCUUAUUACUGAUUCUGGAGUCUUAAAAAUUAGCGCAUCUAUUAUAAAGACACCGCCUGAAGUAUUAUCAGCAGAUAUAGACUUUCAUCACUAUAGUAUAAGCUCUGAUGAAACAUGGAUCAUGAAAGAUAAUAAGCCCCUGAUUUGGUUGCCCCCCGAGUAUCGACCAAAUGUAUCAGCUGUGUUUGGGACUACAGUUACCAUUGGGUGUAUAUCAGGUCGAGUACUAGUAAUGAGGUUUUCUAUAGAUUAG